GGCAAGGUCGUGGAGGCAGUUUCGACCUAAUCUUUUAGGACGUGUCAUGAUCUGAGCUCGUGGAAAGUGCAUAUUUGGCUGUAAAAUGUCGUUCUGCUUCGUGCAGAUAGUAAUAACCUCGGUUUAACGCUUAAAGGAUAAUCAGUUUGUGUUAUUUUCGCUCGUGUCGUCGCAGUUUUGUUUCGACUCUCUUCGUAAUUUUGCGUCAGCGGAACUCCAGAGAAAGCACGUUCUGCAAAGACCAGAAGUUUCACUGUCUUGUUUGCUUGUUCUUUGUAUCCGACGUUAAAUUUUAAUGAGUCUCCUCGAUAGCUGGAAUUCACCUAAAUACGUUUUAGCACCUAUGGUUGAUGGGAGUGAACUUGCCUGGAGGAUGCUCGGUCGUAAAUAUGGAGUGCAGCUAACUUUCACACCCAUGAUUAACUCGACUGCAUUUCUCAUUAACAUGAAAUACCGCCGCAGUUGCUUGCAGUUCGCCUCAGAAGACCGACCACUUAUUGUUCAAUUUUGUGCUAAUUCUCCAGAUACGUUCGUUAGGUGUGCUAAGUUGGUGCAACCCUUUUGCGAUGCAGUCGACCUGAAUCUCGGUUGCCCCCAAGGAAUUGCUAAAAGAGGGCAUUAUGGUGCGUUUUUGCAAGAUGAGUGGAAUUCUCUUAAGGAGAUUAUUAGCCGCGCUUCGUUAGAGCUUAAUGUUCCCGUCACUUGCAAAAUCCGAAUCUUUAGUGACGUUGAGCGAACUGUUCAGUAUGCAAAACUUCUCGAAGCUGCAGGGGCUUCUAUGCUUACAGUUCACGGACGCACCAGAGAAAUGAAAGGUCAAAAAACUGGACUAGCUGACUGGAAUCAAAUUAGAGCAGUAAAAGAAGCAGUAAAAAUACCUGUUAUUGCCAAUGGAAAUAUUCAGUAUUUGUCAGAUGUCCAUCAGUGUUUGGACUCAACAAAAGCCGAUGCAGUUAUGAGUGCAGAGGGUCAUCUUCACAACCCAGCUUUAUUCCUAGGAAUCCAACCAUGUAUCUACGACAUGUGUUUUGAAUAUUUGGACUUAGUGGAGAAGUACCCAACAUCCAUGCAAAUAAUCAGAGGACAUAUCUUUAAACUAUGUCAUCAUGCAUUGGACGAACAUUCUGAAUAUCGUUCACUGAUUGGGACCUCUCAAUCAACUAAGGGAAUAAAAGAAAUAUUACAAAAGAUGGCAAAUCAAUGCUCAUCGUGUGUGCAAAACAGUUCAAGUGAAUUGCCCCAUCCUCACUGGUUAUGUCAACCUUAUGAGCGACCGAUUACAUUUUCAGAACAAGCGAAAGUUGAAAUCUCGAUGCAAGCAGUUAACGGGUCGGAUUUUCAUGGGGUUGACAGCAAUGUAUCUGCGAAAAAAAUCAUGUUAAUGGAGCAAAGACGUAACCGGAAAGCUUCAAAGAAAGAGGUUAAACUUGCUAAGAAGUUAGCAAUCGUUGAGGGAAAGCUCAUAUGUUUUAUUUGCAACAAGAAUCGGAAAAGUUUAAACUGUGCCAGAUCAGUUUGUCGCACAUGUUGUCAAAGUCAAAGUGAAUCAAGUCUGAAUUCAUUAACAAACACUUUUUGUUCAUUCCAUCAUCGUCAAAUAAAUAAUGCUAUAUUAGAUUAGUAAAUUUUUCUUUUCACAAAUUUUGACAUGUUAACGAUGGUCAUAGCAAUUGUGUGCAUGUUCUCAAGAUUCUGGUUCCAUCAAUGUGGGUGAAUGUCAGAAAUAUAUAAACUUAUUGAACAAACUUCAAGUUGAAUGUUAUGGGUAAGUCGGGUAUCUCGACUCCUCAUGUUGUUUGUCCUUCCGAUUCUUGUCUAAUAUCAAACUUCCUUAUUUCUAUAAAAAUUAACACUGGCCCAUAUUUUGUUCUUUAAUUUUUCGCAACGCAUUUCAUCUAUAACUCUAGGAUUAACACUCACCAAAAUGGGACGCUUAUCGAACAAACGAACCCGGAAAUGGUUUAAUGCUUCGAAUAAUAGCAACUCCUGUUUCAACUGAGAAUGUUAGGGUCGGACGGUUAUCUCUAUCUAAUUUACUUACGAGUUCCACAUUAAGAUGCAAUAGCGUAAAUUAUGUAAAUGAUAAAUUAGACAGCAUCUAUGAGCGAUAUGCUUCCUAAAGUGAAGGUUCUCCAUCUUAAGCAAGAAAUAAAGGCUUUAUCACCACUUAAGCUACUAUUGGCGAAGGUUGUGGUCCCUACUGAUCAUGGAGACAUUAAAAAGACAGUAUUUGUUAGCGAUUCUAUUGCUAGCUAAUUACUAGAAAUAACGCAAUUUUCUGCAACAUACGUUACGAAAUCCCGCCCAUAUGAAUACUAGUGUUUCGCUUGAUACCACCGCAAGGACACAAAGAAACCAGCUGCAAAAAACAAUCCCAUCGAAACUAUAUUUCGAGGAAUACAGAUCUGGUGCGAUAACUCGCAAAAUUUCGGUAGCUCAUAACUAAGCAGGAACUUAGUGCCGAAAAAUAUGCGACUAGACGUUGAUAGACACUGUAUUGGUCUUCACUCCUUAACAUGCUUCUUUCGCCUAACUACGCUCAGACUACCUUCCUCCUAUUAGCCAUAUUGAUAAUAAAUCAAACAUGAAUACAAAGCCGAUGUUCCUACUUCUUCAUCUUCACUCCAUGACAAAACAAACAACCCACUAGGUUUACAUCACACCCUUUUAUCAGACGAUUACUCACCGUAACUGACAUCAAUGUUAAUCAAUCCCCGAUCUGUACAAAACGACUUCUUUACGCACCCUGUUAUUUUUAAACAAACCAUCACUUAUAUGGAUAACAAAAAGUUAGUUAUCUUCCGAUACCACAGACUCAUACCUUCAAAUUAACACCGAUGAGCUCUUCCGCUGUGAUCUAUUCACUAAGGAGAGCAGUGGUUAUUAUAUAUACGCACCUAAAUGUGUGAGCGAAAAUAUAUGGCAAUGCUGUCCUCAGCAAACUGCCUGAUUCGAUACGAAUGUGAAAUGCUAGUUGUAUGUAUAUAUAUAUAUAUAUAUUCAGCUCCAAACAAUCCUAGUUCAACUUACACUACUGUGAGUCAUUUGCUAGGGCUGUCUCCCUUGAUUUCGCUUGGAAAUUUUUUUCAGUGAUUUCAACCUUUCAAGCACCAACUGGAAGACACACUCUGGCCUGCUGUGCUGUGUAAGCAUACUAAGUUCCUUAAACAACCGAUGUUGGUAUCAAUAUGUAAACCUGCCUGCACGAAACCACAACACUCCCAACUUGAUAGUCUGUCACAAUAUCACACCGACAACUGUAGUGAUGUUAUAUCCUGAUAACAAUAUUGAAUGGUAACUUUGGGAUCUAUUUGUGGACCAGUAUUAUGCAUAUAUUUUUUAUCGUAUAAUUGCUAAAUAACUAAACUAUUCAUAUUCGUGUUCCCCUUAUUAUAGGCUUUAUUUUGACCUAUAAACUA
This is a messenger RNA of Schistosoma rodhaini, 3419 nucleotides long. Lineage: Eukaryota; Metazoa; Platyhelminthes; Trematoda; Strigeidida; Schistosomatidae. The record is from the annotation of a GenBank genome assembly.